AUGGGAAUCCAGUGGGACCACCUCAAACGGCGGCUGGAAGUUCCCAAGGACCAAGACUCCUACUAUGAGAACACAACGUGGUGCAACCGGGAUUUGAUCCCCAUGCCACCCGACCGACGGACUUGGGGACUAUGGGGGUACUUCGGAUACUGGACGGUGUCCGGAUCGUGUAUCUCGGCAUGGUCGACUGGGAGCACCCUUCUGGCCUUUGGGCUCAGCCCCCAGCAAGCCAUCGGCGUCGUGAUAGUAGGAGGCGUCCUUACCGGUCUUCUGGCUGUGGCGUGUGGAUGGCCCGGAGAAAAUCACCACAUCGGUUUCACAGUCUCGUCUCGAUUUUCAUGGGGGAUGCGAGGAAGUUAUUUCCCCGUCAUCCUGCGUGUAUUCGUGGCGUGCAUGUGGUUUGGCAUGCAAGCAUACUGGGGAGGACAAGCAACGCGUGUUAUGUGGGGUGCGAUCAUUCCAGGUUUCGCACAUAUGAAGAACUAUUUCGCCGAGAGCUCUCACCUGUUGACGAAUGACUUCAUCGGGCUCAUCAUCUGGAUGUGCGCAUUCAUUCCACUUGUGCUGGUGCCACCUGAGCGACUACAACUUCCCUUCGCCAUCUCAUUCGUUUUCUUCGCGGGCUCUUGCAUCGGCCUGCUCAUCUGGGCGGUCAAGAAUGCUGGCGGAGCCGGCAGCAUGUUCAACGAGCCUGGCAGCGCACCUAACACCGGUUGGGCGUUCAUGUUCGGUAUCACAGCCAUCCUUGGAUCUUGGGGUUCCGGAACACUGGGCCAGUCUGACUGGACCCGUUACGCCAACCGCAAGUUCGCUCCCACUCUUUCCCAGCUGGUUGCCGCUCCAGUCACGAUUGCCGUCACUGCCAUUAUCGGAAUCAUUGUCACAAGCGCCUCGAGGGAUAUUCUGGGCGGAGAUGUCAUCUGGAAUCCAAUCUAUCUGCUCUCCGACAUUCAGGAGGAGUACCAUUCCAGCUCUAGGGCGCGGGCAGGCGUGUUCUUUGCCAGCGUGGGAUUGGUCACUUCACAGCUUGCAAUCUCGGUCGUCUUGAACUCGGUCUCCACCGGCAUGGAUCUGGCUGGCCUCUGCCCAAAGUAUAUCAACAUAAUCCGAGGCAGCUAUAUCAUGGCGGUCGUCGGCAUUGCAACUCAGCCAUGGCAGCUUGUGAACACUGCGGACCGAUUCCUCAAGGUCCUUAGCGGCUUCGGUGUCUUCAUGGCGCCCGCGACUGGGGUUUUGUUGUCAGACUAUCACAUCAUCCGCCGCCGCAAAUUGAAGCUCAACGAUCUCUACACCGGGAACAGCUCGUCGAUCUACUGGUUCAAUAAAGGUGUAAACUGGCGGGCCAUUGUGGCAUUCUUCAGUGGAGUUUGGCCACUACUGCCUGGUCUUGUCGGAACUGUCAACAGCGUCCCCGAUGCUUCUUUUGUCGGCUGGAUCCGUCUCUACAAUCUCACCUUCAUCGUCGGGCUGGCCAUCAGCUUCUCCGUGUUCUGGGUUCUGAAUGUUAUCUCUCCACCUCCUGGACUUGGGGAAGAGGCUCCUUUCGUCGAUGACGACGUUCUAUACGGACUCGGCGAAGAGAGUUCGGAGCAUGGCACCGAGAAGCCCGCACCGAUUGCAGACAAACAUGCUGCCCAAGCCACAGUGUCUGCUUAG
This is a messenger RNA of Capronia coronata CBS 617.96, 1656 nucleotides long. RefSeq lists its product as uncharacterized. The transcript has 10 exons. The coding region runs from base 1 to 1656 and encodes 551 amino acids. The record is from RefSeq and is a predicted model, not a curated record. Gene Ontology annotation, molecular function: nucleobase transmembrane transporter activity. Lineage: Eukaryota; Fungi; Ascomycota; Eurotiomycetes; Chaetothyriales; Herpotrichiellaceae. Gene Ontology annotation, cellular component: plasma membrane. Gene Ontology annotation, biological process: transmembrane transport; nucleobase transport.